Molecule: messenger RNA, 1131 nt
Organism: Fusarium redolens
Lineage: Eukaryota; Fungi; Ascomycota; Sordariomycetes; Hypocreales; Nectriaceae
Product: kinase-like domain-containing protein
Exons: 1
Coding region: 13-1131 (372 amino acids)
Source: RefSeq, a predicted model, not a curated record
AAUCUCUUCACGAUGUUUAACUCCCUUGUCACGGGAUCUCAAGCCCCGAGGGGUAAUUUCGAUAGCGACAAGCCGCUGCCUUUGACGCCGGAGGAUGUUACUUCGGAGUGGCUAUCUGAAGCUCUUGGCGUUGCUGUAAAGGACUUCAAGAUCAGUUCUGUUAUACACGGCACUUCGUCCAAAGUCUUCGUGGACCUCACUUUUGGCGAUGGUGUUGAAACGGAGAUUCCUAGUAGGGUUGUCCUUAAGGGAGGUUUCAAUCCGGUGAUUCGUGAGACGGUUCCUCAGAUGCUACCGACUUAUCGCCGCGAGGCUGAGUUCUACUAUCAUGUUGCCCCGCAGACUACAAUGCUUCUUCCCAAGAUCUGGUUCGCUGGUACAGACACAGUCAACGGCCAAGGCAUCUUCAUCAUGUCAGAUGUAUCGAGCGAAGCUAGCUUCGGCACACCUCUGGAGCCCUGGACACCCGAGCGUGUUGGCGAAGCUCUGAAGCAACUCGCCAGUCUGCACGCAAAGACAUGGAACACCAAGGAGGAAGAAUAUCCCUGGCUCUUUGGAAAAGAUGGAUCAAAGCUGGAGAACCCUGUUCGAAACAUUAUCCUUGCGCUGCUGGAGCCUGCACCAUGGGGAGCACGUUUUGACGAAAAGGUUCGGCCGCCUGUCGCUAAGGAGCUCCUUGACCCCGACCGUAUACGAAAGGCUUUCCAGGCUCUUUGGAAACAUGCAGACGCGGAUCAGAAGUAUUACUCGCUGAUUCAUGGCGAUGAUCAUGUUGGCAAUACGCUGAUUGCGAAUGAUGGCACUCCUGGUUUUAUUGACUGGCAGGGUCUGCAGUUUGGGCCUUCAGUUCUUGACUUGGCUUACUUUCUCACGGGUGCUUUGACGGUUGAGGAUAGACGGAAGCAUGAAAAGAGUCUUAUUGAGACGUAUCUUGAAGCUUUGCAUAAAGAGGGAGGACCGCAGCUGACAAGAGAGGAUCUUUGGGAUGAUUAUCGGCGAUAUAAUCUGCAGGGCUUCCUCUGGGCGAUGACACCUCAGACGAUGCAGCCCGAUGAAGUAGUGUUUGCGAUGGCGGAGAGAUACUCUGCUUGUAUUAUUGACCAUGGAACUCUUGAGCUGCUUGGAGUUUAA